UGCAGCACGACAUAAAAGCCUUUGGUCCGUGAUUUUGGGCUUUAGUGGAGCUUGUGCUGCCAUUGAAAAAAAAGAAAAACACGCAGAGAUGGGCUUUUAUUUUUCCACUGAGACAUGGACCCUCCUGGUGGCUUUCAUCACACUGACCGUUGUGUAUGUCUGCUGGCCAUUUGCUACAUUUAAGAAAAUGGGCGUCCCUGGUCCAACACCAAUCCCUUUUUUUGGGACCAUGUUGGCAUAUAAAAAGGGAUUCACUGUCUUUGACGAGAAUUGCUUCAAGAAAUAUGGAAAAACAUGGGGCAUAUUUGAUGGCCGUCAGCCCGUGCUGUGCAUCACAGAUCCGGCCAUGAUCAAAACUGUUCUGAUAAAGGAGUGUUACUCUCUCUUCACCAAUCGCAGAAACUUCCGUCUGAACGGGGAGCUUUACGAUGCUGUGUCAAUCGCUGAGGACGAUCAGUGGAGGAGGAUCCGCAGCGUUCUCUCUCCCUCCUUCACCUCAGGGAGACUGAAGGAGAUGUUUAGCAUAAUGAAGCACCACUCUGCUAACCUGCUCAGCAGCAUGAAGAAGAAGGCAGACAAGGAUGAGCCCUUAGAGAUGAAGGAGUUCUUUGGACCCUACAGUAUGGAUGUAGUGACCAGCACAGCCUUCAGUGUCGACAUUGACUCACUCAACAACCCCUCAGACCCUUUUGUCACAAACAUCAAGAAGAUGCUGAAGUUUGAUUUUUUUAACCCUGUCUUCCUCACUGUUGCUUUUUUUCCCUUCAUGGGUCCUAUUUUUGAGAAGUUGAAUUUUGCAUUUUUCCCUGCUGCGGUCACUGAUUUCUUUUACGCUGCACUGCAGAAGAUCAAGACUGGUCGAGAGCAAAGCAAGCAAAAGAGUCGAGUGGAUUUCCUUCAGCUGAUGAUUGACUCCCAGAAAACCCACGAUUCCAGUAAAGUGGAAGAGGACAAAGGUUUAAGCGAUCAUGAGAUCCUCUCUCAAGCAAUGAUUUUCCUGUUUGCUGGCUAUGAAACAAGCAGCAGCUCUCUCAGUUUCUUGGCUUAUAAUCUGGCGAUGAACCCUCAGAUCAUGAAACGGCUGCAAGAGGAGGUGGACUCCACUUUCCCUAACAAGGGUCCUGUUGAGUACCAGGCUCUGAUGGAGAUGGAGUAUCUAGAUGGCGUCAUCAACGAGUCUCUCCGAUUGUACCCAAUUGCCCCACGUCUGGAGCGUGUGGCCAAGGCGACUGUGGAGAUAAAUGGCCUUGUGAUUCCCAAAGAUAUGGUAGUGGUGGUACCCACAUGGACCCUUCACAGGGACCCUGAUCUGUGGCCCGAGCCAGAGGAGUUCAAACCUGAGAGGUUCAGCAAGGAAAACAAGGGGAAUAUUGAUCCGUACACAUACAUGCCUUUCGGGGCAGGACCCAGGAACUGCAUCGGGAUGCGAUUUGCUCUGGUGAUGAUGAGACUAGCAUUGGUGGAGAUCCUGCAGAGGUACAGCUUCUCUGUGUGUAAGGAGACUGAGAUACCCUUGGAGAUGGACGUCCAGGGUCUGCUGAUGCCAAAACGUCCAAUUCAGCUGAAGCUGGAGGCACGUUCUUAACCCUUAAACUGAAAAAACAAGAAGAUAAAGGUUAAUCAUUUUAGCGUUUAUGCAUACAGACCUAAUAAUUACAUACAUUUUACCAAGGUAAAAGUACAGUUGUGUGUGCAAUUGUAUCAGUUACUUCUUUUUUUCCUGUCAAAGCUUUAAUGUCAAAAUACAUUGUGUUACAAAUGGAUAAUUUGUAAAGCCUGUGUUAACGAUAAAAUAAAUUGAUUUUUUCUCAUAUGCACUCUCAUUUUUAAAUGUGAUUUACACUGUCAGAGCAGCAUGCAAUGUACAGGGGCUAAAGAUGUGUCUGAACAACAGAAGCAGGACAGUAACAUGUUGAUACUUAAAAUAAAUAUGUUUUAUAUGAGGGUCAUUGUUUUAUAUGAGGGUCAUUUUUCCAGUUGGUAAGACAACUUACGAUAGACUUUGAUCCCAAACAACAGCACCAUGUCUAAUUGCCAAAUAAUAUAGCUAAAUCAACACUUCUCUGAUAACAAAACAGAGGUGAUUACUGAAAUGUAUUGCAGGCUGAUUGCACGGGUUUCAUUACAUUUUGCAGGUGUUCAUGUUUUUGUUUUCACCCUGUGUCUGUGACUAAAAUAAAAAAGUAAAUAGAGUUUGUUCAGAUAUCAGCCAGGAAGUGAGUUAAUGUUUUAUCAGAUAUUUCAGUAAUAAAAAGCAUAAAGUGGA
Trematomus bernacchii (emerald rockcod) is the source of this 2266-nucleotide messenger RNA. Its product is annotated as cytochrome P450 3A40-like. The coding region runs from base 89 to 1585 and encodes 498 amino acids. The transcript has 13 exons. NCBI's taxonomy places the organism in Eukaryota, Metazoa, Chordata, Actinopteri, Perciformes, Nototheniidae. The record is from RefSeq and is a predicted model, not a curated record. Gene Ontology annotation, molecular function: steroid hydroxylase activity; iron ion binding; oxidoreductase activity, acting on paired donors, with incorporation or reduction of molecular oxygen, reduced flavin or flavoprotein as one donor, and incorporation of one atom of oxygen.